Molecule: messenger RNA, 6354 nt
Organism: Nomia melanderi (Alkali bee)
Lineage: Eukaryota; Metazoa; Arthropoda; Insecta; Hymenoptera; Halictidae
Product: vitellogenin-6
Biological process (GO): lipid transport
Molecular function (GO): lipid carrier activity
Source: RefSeq, a predicted model, not a curated record
AAACGUAAUAGGCUAAUUUAUACGAUUGAAGAUAAUUUAGAGAGGAGAUAAGUUUUACCCACACAGAUGAAGAAGCCCGUUCAUGGGUCACAGAGAGAUAGAGACAGUAAGGGUCAUCUCUUGACUCCUAUGAACUCAGUUCACUUUUGUUAAGCUAUCACUGCACACCAUGAGGUUUACAGAUAUCAAUUACACGUUAAAAGUGCUAGUACAUAAAUUGGGGAUAGCUGCGUUUGUCCUUUUUGUAUUGUUUAAUAACAAUGUUGCAUACACCUUAUUUCAAUCAGGAAGAGAGUAUACGUAUUCUUACAAGGCUCUUUCGAGUUCCGGUGUUUUAUUACCAUCUCAUGCGUCAUCUUCUUGGGGAUUUCAUGGGAAACUUGUGAUUCAAGCAGAAAAAAAUGUAGCCACCAUGCAGUUGGAAUCAUUGAAAGUGUCUAUAUGGAAUGGUAACACGCAAAAAAAAGGAAACGAUCAAGAUAUUACUGACGACGUAGGUGAACUUUUGAAGCCGUUCCAGAUUACGUAUGGAAAUGGUUUGAUUGAAAAUUUUAGCACAGAAGCUGCUUCUCCUUGGUCCGUGAACAUAAAAAGGAGUAUAGCAGGAAUUUUUCAAUUGGACCUUUUUAAUUUAGAAAACGAAGUAGCUUUCCAUUCCAUCGAAAGAAACCAUUAUGGUCAAUGUAACAUUGAAUACGUUGCUAAUCCUCAAGAACAGAACGAAUGGUUGAUAAGAAAAUUUGUAGAUCCUCGAACGUGCAUUGGUCAUUCUCAUUACACGUGGUCCAAUGUCCCUAAAAUGAUGUGUCCAAACGGUGAUCAAAAUCCAAUAUUAAAAUCCAGCGAAAGGUUGUACAAAGUUAAAAUGAACGGAACCUUGAAUGAAGUUUUAUUCGUUAAUGCUUCCGGAGGCAUAUAUGUUCAACCAUUUCAAAGUUUUGGCGAAGCUCAGUUUCAUUUCACAAGACAAAUCUUCAAGUUAAUUUCAGUGAAGAAUAUUGCAAAUAAAAUACCCGUUCAAAAUUUACAUUCUAAAGCCUUACAACAUGAACUUCCAGAAUUUGAUCUCACUCAAGGCAGAGGUACUCCUGAUAAACUUUCUAUUUUCAAAUCGAUAGGAACUCUAUUAGACAAAUUGAGUCAAAAACUUGAAAACCCUGGUUUGGAUACAGAGACUGAUAAUUUACAUAACACUACAAUUUCUGUUUUACUUUAUUAUCUUGGGAUGUUGGAUGUCACUGAUCUACGUACAGCGUACGCCAAAAUCUCAGGAACAAGUUACAAAGAAGAAACAAUCCGAAACAUGUUCCUCGAAGCUCUUCCACAAGUUGGAACGAAAGAAGCUGCACUGUUCGUACUAGAAUUAAUCCAAGAUACAAAAGUAUCGGAGAUGUCUGCGAUUCAACUUCUCACUCAGUUACCAUUUCACAUACGAAAACCUGAUGUUCACUUACUAAUAAGUCUUCAAGUGUUUCUAAAUUUACCAGGAAAAAUUUCUACCGAGGUUCAAAAUACUGCAAUCCUCACGUAUGGGACACUGAUCUACAAAACAUGCUUAUUGUAUUGUCCGUAUGAAAUGUUGGAUGAUUAUGUGCGUCUAUAUCUGGAUAAGUUUACAGAGACAAAAGAAUAUAAGAGGAAAAUGAUUUGGUUAGAGGGGCUGGCUAACAUACAAUUGGGGAGAGUAGUUGAAUUCUUAGAGCCUAUUGCGAGUGGUAAUAAUGCAGAGUCACGUCACUUUCGAGUUCUUGCUGCCUGGGCAUCCCUUCCAACUGCACCGCUUAGACCUGAUGUUAUUUAUCCAGUCUAUUGGCCAAUUUUAAUAAAUAAAACUGAACAUUUAGAAAUGAGAAUUGCUGCGUUAACAUUACUGAUUGUCUCUAGUCCUACACCAAGCAGAUUGAUAUCAUUAUAUUGGUAUAUGCAAAGCGAACGCAAUCCACAUCUGUACAAUUAUUUUUAUACUACCCUAAAGUCUAUGGAGCGAACAACGUAUCCUUGUUACAUUCACAUAGGCAUUAUAGCUGCACAAUUUACAAGAGUCCUUAAUCGAUCACCGAAAGAUCAAUAUUUAAUUACUGGUAACUAUUUAUUUGACUACCAAGAUACAUACAGAAAAUUUGGAGCAAUGAUAGAUGGUAUUGUUAUUGCUAACCCUGCGACAAACAUACCUGAAGUGUUGUAUGUGACUUUUAAUACCUAUGGAAGUGGAAUUAACAUAAACCAUUUGUCUUUGUAUAUAAAAGGUGAAGGUCUUUUGCAUUCCUUGUCAACGUAUCUUGAUGGUCCGUCACAAGUGAAGGAUAUAUUGAAGCAAUUUAAAAUAGAUCAGAAAGAAAGUGGUCCUGUUCAUUUAGAAGUAAUUGCUCGUAUUCAAGAGAAAACCGUUCUGUGCCUUCAUUUAAAUGAAACUAACAUCGUAUCAGGAUUUAAAUAUCUCUCAUCGUUGCCUAAUAAACUGUACCACAUAUACCAAAACGUAGAAUUUCAUGUUAAUCAGCAACGUAUUAACGUACCUGUGACAUUAGAAUCAGUGCAGGUCACAGAUUUAGGAGCAAACGCUAGACUCGCAGUGACCACUACAUCAUUGUUCUCAAUGAGAGGAAACUUUACACAUGUUGCAACUGGCCGUAACAAUCAUGUUAUACUACGUACAUCCAUUCAUAGAACAGAAAUGAUUGAAAACUAUAAUCCUUUAAUUGAUAUAUGGCAUAGCGCAGAAAGGGCACAUUCUAUUCAUGUGUACGUUCCAGUCAACAUUACGCUUGGCAUUGAGGAUCGUCCUUUUAUUUCAUAUAAUACUCCGGAAGAGCAUCUUAAAAUGGGCCUUACGGUUCAUGUCAGAACGACUACUAACCUAAGAGGUGCAAAUGUUAAAUCAAAAUUAUUGAAAGUCUGUCCUGAUUGCGCUCAAUUAUAUACAGUGAAAAAAUCACCCACCUAUAAACCAAAAGAUGUAGCUUUGUAUGAAAUUCAAUUAGAAGAAUUGGGAGGUCUGGUGUGUGUAAAACUCUUUGACUGCGAAACCACAAUAUCACGAGAGAAAUUAAUUCAUGAUGUGUUCUCUUCUCAUCAAGCUAAUUAUCCUAUUUGGCCAUUUCUGCAGUUUGCUUUCACAGCACUUAAUUUCCUAGAUUACUACACAUACAUACCACCCAAAGGUAGUUUUGGUUUAGCCGUUUAUAUUAGCACAAUUGAUACGAAGCAAACUCAAGUAAGAUUUGAAUAUAUCAAAGGUCCGAACCAUCAUAUAUUAUCCUUAACACGUCGUAGUGCUGAAUCGUCACAAAUUCUUCAACAAUGGAACUUAGCUGCUCUUUACGAGAUCACAAGUUGGGUCUCCGAUAUGAUAAAACUGAAAGCAACCAAAAUUGUACCGGGCCAACAAGUUUUCAAGUUUUGCUUAGAAGCAGAGAAAGAAAUACCUUGGGAAUGGAACUUUGUUAGUACUAAACCAAGUGAACCUGCUAAAAUAGUACUAAAUGCUGUUUGGGGACUUGCCGAUACAGCGAAAGGUAAAUGUUUUGGGUCCUCUGUAACGUUGAAUUUGCUUGGCGAAGUCAGUAAUGAUCAGCUGCAAGAAGCGAACGAAGACAAAUGGCCAUAUAGAGAAUGUCGUGAAGAAUCGAAGGGAAAACAAUUCACACCGUUCUCUGACGCAUGUUAUGAAGUGUCAAAAGAGUUAUCAACUUUGAGGAAAUAUCAAAUCAUAGCAAAACACGAGAAUGUACCGAAAAAUCUAAUGAAACUGGCCUGGAAGUUUCGAGCGUUUUAUGAUUUGAUUGGUGGAAACAGUAGCUCAGAUUCCAUGUCCAAGGAAUUUAUUGUCACCGCAAAGUUCCCCAAGGAGUCAGAUUUUGGUGAAUUAUCUCUGAACAACGAUAAAGUGGUCAUCGAAUACAAUUACAAUUUCAUCGACACCUUCUUAACAAGAACUAGAAUUCACAAAUACAUGGACUGGUCGUUCGUGAAAGCAUUUUUUGGCACAUGUAUUGUAACAUCAGAGACUGUAAAGUCAAUUUAUAACGUGAGCUAUUCGUUCCGGAACAAGCGUGAAGUUCUGUUACUUAGUCAAUGUUAUAAUGAGAAUCCAAAGUACGCAAUAACAGCACGGAAUGAUUUAUACGGUGUCAAUAUCAAUGUCUACGAUGAAAUAGACACUGUACGAAUAAUACCUAACGAAGUUGGAGGAACUUUGUACAAUAACACAAACUACAUUCCGUUGCAACAAAGCUACAUGUUUCACACGUUGGGUUCCAAGAAAGUAAGAUUGGAUAAUAGUACUAUUGACAUAAUAGUUCCUAAUCUAUAUUUAUACAUGCAUUGGACUCAAGAACAGGUUCUCUUAUUCUUCCCAACGUAUUUAUUAGAAUUUAGCUGUGGCAUAUGCACAUUACAGGUUACUGACAAUAAUAAUUCAUACGACAAAUUAUAGAAUCUUUUAUUAACAUGUUUCAUUGAAUGGACGAAAAUUUAAUUUUAACAGACUCUUAUUAACGUGGACAUUUCAUAAAAUUCUGUAUCUAAAAAGCAAUAUUUGUUUAUAAUAAAUAUGAAAUUGUAAUUUAAACAGAAACUGUAAAUAUCAGAAAGUGAAGUGUGUAUUAUUCGCAGAAUAAUGAAACGAAGUCACAUUAAUUACCCAAUUACUCUUCAAAUGAAAUAUAUUUAUUUAAAAAAUAAAUGAUACAAAAUGGCAAUAUGUAAUCACAAACUACGAAUAUCAGUUCAAUGUUUAACCCUUUGAGUGCUGAAUACUCCCAGUCAAAACAUUCCGUGUGAAUGGAAUAUUUUUUUACUCACCUUAAGGUUAAUAAACUAUGUUAAUUUAUACAAUUAAGUUGCAACUAAAUUGUAAUUGUAAUUCAGUUUCACCAAAUUGAAUAUUGCUAAGAAACACGUAUAUUAAUCACAUACACUUGUAACUGUCACUACACACGUGUGAAUUUGGAGAUCAAACAAUACAUAUGUACGCUCACAGCACUCAAAGGAUUAAAUAAAAUACUCUCCUAUGUAAUAUUAAAUAGUUAUAAAUUAGCAUAACUUAUUAAACGAGGCACAUAACAAUAAUACUACUGCAAUCACGUUUUAAGGCAUGUAUCCAAGUGUUGAUUCAUCAAGGAUUCCGAUAUCAAUUCCAUACAAACAGGACAAGGAUAUUUAUCACUCUCAUCAAAUGAUGUUUCUGAAAUUGUUUCUGACAUUUUGUCAUUAUCACAAACUGUUAAAUCUAUUGAGUCGUCAUUAAAUAAGCUUCCAAUGCAAUCCUCCAGAUGAUCGUUUAAACAUGUCCCAGGAGGAAUGAACACAUUACACACCAGACACUUAAAGGAACCUGUUUCUACUAUUUUAUUUGUUUGAGAUUUUGAAACAGGAUCGGUGACUUUCGACUCCUCAAUUGAGGAUGAUAGAUCAUCGCUUGAUUCGCUACUUACAGAAAUUAUGCUAUCAUUUUUAGUCUUAUCUUUCACAGUACUUUCUGAAAGACAUUCAUCCAGAUGUUCAUUUAUGUCGUCAAGGCUGAAACUUUUAUUGCACACAGGACAAUUUGCUAUUUUUGAAUUAUCUAACUUAGGUUGCUUAUUCGAAGACAUGUCCGUGUCAAUUUUUCUUUUCUGCGAAGAUGAUAAAUUCUGUUCUUUCACUGGUAUUUUAGUAAAAUUAGCUUCAUCGAUUGACUGUUUAUCUGUCGUCAUUAAACAUGAAUUUACAUGCUUAUUUAUUUCACUAUUUGAUAUAAAAUUACUACACACUGGACACUCUAUAAGUUUUAUUUUCUCAGACGAGUCGUUACCAGUUGACGUUUCUAUCUUGUUAUUAACAGGCUUGUUUACUGAUUUUCUCGGUACCUUAGCAGUCAUAUUUGAGUUACACUGUUUGUUACCGUUACCAAACUUAUCCAGCAAGUUACUUUUUCCUGUAUUAGAACCACCGAGAGAGCCAGAACAGAACAAUUUAGGCAUAGUAGAAACUGAGGUUGUCUUCAGUGAAUUAUUUGAACUGCUUGAACCAUUUGGACCACUCGUACCCCAGCCAUAAACAUUGUUUGUAUUAUUUCCAAGUUUCUUUAAUCCAUUUGAUGGACUUUGAAUAUUCGAAUGCGGUUUAAUUGUUUUUGGAAUAUAUGGUGAUUUUGACGACUGAACAGGCUUUGGUAAAUUAUUUGAACUACUUGGACCUCUUACACCCCAUCCAUGAACGUUAUUUGUACCAUUUCCAAGUUUCUUUAAUCCGUUCAAUGGACUCUGAAUAUUUGAAGGUGGUUUUGUUUUUGGAAUAUAUGGUGAUUUCGACGACUGAACAGGCUUUGGUAAAUUAUUUGAACUACUUGGACUUCCUACACCCCAUCCAUGA